ACCCGUUUUUUCGACGUUUGAAAGUGGUGAUAUCAACGAACUUAUGAAAAAUAAACUAGGAGUCGAUUUUGUGACGAGUGAGAAGUUCGUCGGUGAUCUGCCGGUGAACACGGUCCAGCAGCGCGGGCAGAAGAUCAGUUCGCGUCGCGAAUCCGUCACGCCGAAGAUCGUGGUGUGCCCACCAGUGGAAGAGAUGCCUGAACCAGUGUCGCAGCCUCGCGGCGGGCGUCUGCUGAAGGCCCUCAGCCGGCGGCUCUCCCGGCGCGGCACCGACGCCGACUCCCUCGGCAGUUCGAGCAGCAGCGACAGCGUUUCCUGCGAGCAAGGACGAAGUGACGACCGAUCAUCAUGCUCAGCUAGUGACUCCGGCAGCGACGGCUCCGAAAGGCAACGCCGCCAUCGGUCAACGGUCUCCCUGCGCCGCGUGUUCCAGAGCCUAAACUUAACAUCGCGUUCGCAAUCCUGCUCACCGUCGGAGCGCCAGCGCCAGCCGAAGAAGCAGCAGCAGCCGAAGCGCAUCCUGCGGCCCCCCGUCACCUACACCUACGUCCGCGGCCUCUCCGGCCUGCCGACGCAGAGAGUACCACGACACACAGUCUGCUGCUCCUCGAUGGGCUUAAACCGAUAAAGUGAUCCUGAAACGUAUCCUUCGGAACGAUCAAGGGCGGAGUUCAAGACUGGUUAAGAAUUACGAGUAGUCUAAAAAGCGCUAGCGAGAGGAGUAAAGUUCUCAUCAUAUCAUUAGUAGGUGGCACCUGGGCGUCAAGCCGAUGUAACGCUGUCUUCAUCAAGGACCAAGAUUGAGAUGAUGCUGGGACCGUCGUGCUGUUGGCGCAAUCUUCGCAGCGCUACAUGCGAGCUGUGAAUCGAUUAAGUUGUAUUUAAGGGACAAUAUUAAAGACUGUGUAAAUCGUUACGGGGUCGAGUCUCUUGUCAGUAUUAGUAAAUUAGUAUAACACUUAUUAAGUCAUAAUUAUCAUGAGAUAAUUCAUGAUUAUCUCAAUCGAGUUGCACCCUAGUACACAAAUCUUUGUUCUUUUCAAAUAUUUUUCUAGAUGUUUGUAUCGAAGUUUCGAUCGUGCAUGAUAUUUUAACACAAUUUAAUAAAUUAAUCUUCUUGCAUUAUGUAGAUAAACGAAUUUGUACUGGAUUGAUCAGAAUCUCGAUGUAACAUAACGUAUAAUUAAUUGUAUUUUCUUUCUGUUAUUCAAGUAUAGUGCCUUUCCAAAUUUUAAAACUAAGUAGUUCUAGUUAUAUGUAUACUAUUAACUUUAAGAGUCGUGUACCUUGACACAAUCACUAUAAAAGCUGUGCUGUAAGGAAUUUAUGUGUUUUACAC
This is a messenger RNA of Ostrinia furnacalis (Asian corn borer), 1339 nucleotides long. RefSeq lists its product as uncharacterized. The transcript has a single exon. Bases 44 to 628 code for a protein of 194 amino acids. Lineage: Eukaryota; Metazoa; Arthropoda; Insecta; Lepidoptera; Crambidae. The record is from RefSeq and is a predicted model, not a curated record.